AUGAAGCUGCUUCUUGCUGUUGCUUGUUACUUCCUUCUGGCUCAGCUUCCAGCAGGGUGCCAGGCAGGAUUUGAGAAUAACCGUCUGUUUCUGACAGGUGAUUUUGCUCCAUGUGAGCCCUGCAGGCUGGGCCGGGGCAAGUGCAGAAAGGAGUGCCGAGAGAACGAGAUUGUCAUGGGGAAUUGCAAGCUCAGCUUCUUCUGUUGCUACCCAAGGUUCCCUUGA
This is a messenger RNA of Sorex fumeus (smoky shrew), 225 nucleotides long. RefSeq names its product beta-defensin 105A-like. The transcript has 3 exons. NCBI's taxonomy places the organism in Eukaryota, Metazoa, Chordata, Mammalia, Eulipotyphla, Soricidae. Gene Ontology annotation, biological process: innate immune response. Bases 1 to 225 code for a protein of 74 amino acids. Gene Ontology annotation, cellular component: extracellular region. The record is from RefSeq and is a predicted model, not a curated record.